CCGUGCUUGCUGCCCGCGCCCAGGCUCUCGGAGCGCUGCUGGGCGCGCAGAGCUGCUGCCCUCGGCCCCCCGCACCACCGCUGCACCCCCUCCGCGCAGCGGCCCCGCUGCCCGCGCCCUCUCACCCUUCCCGUUCGCCUCCCCGACUGUCAGGAGCUGGACGCGAGGUCGAGGUUCCUGGCCUCCCUCCGCACCGUCUGCAGACUGCGGCUGGAGGGGAGGUACCUGCCCGACGGCAAGCUGGAAGCGCAGCACGAGGUGCUACUGCGAAAGAACUUCCCCAGCUACCGGUGCCCGGUGAUGUGCCUGGGCAGGCACGCCGUGCUCGCCAUCACUGCAAGGAGCGCUGAGAUCGGAGCCCAGAUCCAACGGCACCUCAGCCCCUGCAUUAGCUACAUCUGCUUUCUCGCCGUGCAGGAGGAGCAGGGCAGCUCUGACUCUUCUCUCUACGAUGAGAUGCUGCAAUCUCUGGACAGCGUGUUGCAAGUGCUGCUGUGUCUUCCGCCGUGCUCCACCACCCUCAACCUGGUGAUCGUCUUGCAGGCCCUGCUGCCCUGCGCCAAAUCUGAGAAGGUGAGAGUGCGCCAGUGUGCCAUGAGGAGGAUUGCCAACCUGAGCAAGGUCCUAGACCAUGCUUCUCUGAUGGUGAGCUCAUCUCGAUUCAGUGAAAGCAGGGGCAGGGUUUGCUCCAUACAAAAGCAGUCUGAGAUGCUGGUGGGGCAGCUGUUGGGGUACCUCAUCCUGUGCUGUGCCGAGGAGGACCAGGACAUCAGGCAUGAUUCUAUGAAGGCUCUGCAUGGCAUCCACGGGAUCCUGGCAAUGCGACAGAGUUACGAGCUUGGACCUUCCAGUCUCAAACUAUAUGCGGAGGGUGAAUACUGGUACCUCUUAUGCGCCCAGUAUGCUGCCCUGAAUACACUGGUAGAGGGCAGCUGGCUCUGCCCCAGCGAGAAGGGACACUUCAUCCUAACCGUCCUGGAGGGCAUGACGCAGCCGAGGGUCUCUGACACCAAGGUGCUUGCCAGGGCGUUGGAUGCAGUCCUGAAAGAUGCGGGCUCUCAGCUCUCGAAUGUGCCACUGAUCGUGCAGAGCAUCUACGACCACCUCGUGUCGGACUGUAAGGAGUCGCUCCGAGACAUCGCGAUCCAGACCCUUCUGCAGAUGACGCGCUUGAACCCGCAGUGUGUGGUCAGCUCCGUGCUGCGUGACAUCCCAUGGUCUUCCGCAAUCAUGUGGCAGACGAUGGUCUCCGAACCCAGCCUUGCAGAGGUUGUGCUGGAGAGCCUGCUGCAGAAAUGGCCAACGGCCAGGCACGAUGGCCUUGGCCCGGGCCACAACUGCACCGGUUACCUGGCUGUGAGUUUCUGGAUGACACCUCGCUCACCCCUGGCGGGGCGGCAUUCCGCACCUUUCCUCCCCUCCCGUCCCGUCCCGUCCCUCCCCUCCCCUCCGCAUCUUCCCCUCCCUUCCUCUCCCCUCUGCUCCCCUCCUCUCC
Molecule: messenger RNA, 1495 nt
Organism: Meleagris gallopavo (turkey)
Lineage: Eukaryota; Metazoa; Chordata; Aves; Galliformes; Phasianidae
Source: RefSeq, a predicted model, not a curated record